CUCACCAUGAACAUCUCAGAGCAGAUUUCGUUCUUCUUCAGCUGUAAUGUCAGCCCAAGUGAGACACCAAAGCUCGGCAUCAGCGUCACCCAAAGGGAGCCGCUGACAAUCGCCGUCCCCAUGACCAUCUUCUACAGCAUCGUCUUCUUGUUCGGAGUUUUAUUCAACGGUGUGAGCAUACUGACCCUCCUCAUGGAUGCUCAUAUGAGAGUCAGUGCCAUUCGUUUCUACCUGCUCAGCCUGGUUGUAUCAGAUAUCUUGCAGCUGUUGACCAUCCCAGUUACUUUGUAUCGAUAUUACUGGGAGAGCUAUCCAUGGCGUCUUGGCCAAACGGUGUGUAAGGUCUACUUCAUGGUCCGUCAAAUGUACUGCGCCACCACGAGCUGGGUCAUCGUGACAUUCACGACUGAGCGCUAUGCAGCGAUUUGCCACACAAUGUGGUCUGUCUCCAGUCUCAAGAAGUCCAGGCUUCCCUGCCUGCUCACUGUGUGGCUCGUGUCUCUGGUGUCAGCGGUGCCUUUUGCUCUGGUCUAUGACCAGGUGAGCGUCUGCAUCCUGGACUACACGGCGACUACACCAGAACACGCUUUCAAGGUCUCCACCAUGUGUGAAAUGACGGAGCCUGAUCCUGCUCACAUUUACAAAGGAGCCUUACUUCUGAGAGCUGGGUUCUUCUUCCUGGUCCCACUGGUCUCCAUCUUCACGCUUUACAUGCUCAUCCUACUUUACCUCAAGAGGAAUAGUCGUCAAAGGAGGAACAUGGGUCUUGUGAGACCAGAUGUGGAGGGAAGACGAGACAUCCAGUGCCAUAGAAAUGGAAAGCUACUUUUAAAUGAAAAGAGAGCUCUAAAACUCAUGGGUGCGGUGGUGGUGGCUUUCUUCGUGUUCAACUUUCCAGACAUUGCAUCUUCCCUGAUGCAGGUCUAUGUGGUCGUGUGGUCCGACACGGUCCUUUCUGUCUACACUGUUCUGAAAUCCUACUUGUCACUUCCACUGUGGUACAUCAACGGCGCUCUGGACCCGCUGCUGUUCUGUAUUUCUUCCAACACAUUUCGCAGGGCGUGCUGGAGAACUCUGCACAGGCUCAGACUUCACUGCUCCUGGAGGUUUUGUAGCUUGUCUUGGCUUAGGACUCACAGUUCUAGUGCGGACACUAGCACCACAGCCAAGGAGAAGAGCGAUGGUAAAUUCUAUAACUUCUACGGUGAAAAGAUGGAUAAAAAGAGAAAUACAACUGGCAACAUGCUCGGUUCUCCCAGUCAGAUAGGAGGAGAACCAGUUGUAGACAGAGUUGGAGAGGUCAAUGGUGGUGUGAAGACACUGCAGCAGGAUGUUGUGGUCAACGGUGUCAAAGGCGGCGGACAGAUCCAGGAGAAUGAGAAGGAAUGGGGAGCCGGCAUCAGCUGUCAUAAGCAGGAAGUUCCCCCCAAGGCUGAACAGUGUAAUGCUCAGAAACACUGUAAAAACCCCAAGAGCUACAUUCAAGACUCUACAGGUCCUCGUUAG
Molecule: messenger RNA, 1506 nt
Organism: Cololabis saira (Pacific saury)
Lineage: Eukaryota; Metazoa; Chordata; Actinopteri; Beloniformes; Belonidae
Product: pyrokinin-1 receptor-like
Exons: 8
Coding region: 7-1506 (499 amino acids)
Biological process (GO): G protein-coupled receptor signaling pathway
Cellular component (GO): plasma membrane
Molecular function (GO): G protein-coupled receptor activity
Source: RefSeq, a predicted model, not a curated record